ACACUAGAGGGCGAGCACAAAACAGACCAGUUACAGUUAAGAAUCUCAGCAGUGGAAGGAGAAGAAGAAGGAGACGGAGAAGAAGGGCUCACGGUCUGUGGGGGGUGACGGAGGGGUCGAGCGUUUUUGUUCGGCUGGUGGAUCCUGUUUAAACGGUGAGCAGGAGGCACAACAACCCAAAAACACUGCAGCCCGACCCGGACAGAGUCUGGAGGAGCGGGUCGUCACGGAUCGGAACUAAGGCGCUUUUGUUUCAACUCCUGCGGGUCUGUGGACUCCAGCGGCGGCGGAGACGAUCCUGCUCGCCCAGGGAAGGAGGCUGGAAGUCGGGGACGCUUCCAGCCUGCAGGGCCGGGCGCCGUGGAGAUUGGGCAUCCGGGAUUUGGUGAACCCUUUGGGGCUCAGUGGAUGCGAUGGAGCCGGGACCAUCUGGCGCUGUGCCCACCGGGCCGUACCCCCCUCCCCUGCAGCAGGUGUUUCAGGCGCCCCGCAGGCCGGGCAUGGGCACCGUCGGCAAACCCAUCAAGCUGCUUGCUAACUACUUUGAGGUGGAAAUCCCAAAAAUGGAUGUGUUCCACUAUGAAGUGGACAUCAAACCUGAUAAGUGUCCUCGACGGGUCAACAGGGAGGUUGUGGAGUACAUGGUCCAACAUUUCAAGCCGCAGCUCUUUGGUGACCGGAAGCCAGUGUAUGAUGGGAAGAAGAAUAUCUACACUGUUUUAGCGUUACCUAUAGGCAGCGAAAAGGUUGAUUUCGAGGUGACCAUCCCCGGCGAGGGGAAGGAUCGCAUCUUUAAAGUGUCCAUUCACUGGCUGGCCAAGGUGUCAUGGCGGCUGCUGCAGGAGACGCUGGUCAGCGGACGUCUACAGGUCCCGCUGGACUCUGUCCAAGCGCUCGAUGUGGCCAUGAGACACCUGGCCUCCAUGAGGUACACCCCAGUGGGACGCUCCUUCUUCUCCCCUCCUGAAGGCUACUAUCAUCCUCUGGGUGGAGGAAGAGAGGUCUGGUUCGGCUUCCAUCAGUCCGUCCGGCCGGCCAUGUGGAAGAUGAUGCUCAACAUUGACGUAUCUGCAACAGCCUUUUAUAAAGCUCAGCCUGUCAUCGAGUUCAUGUGUGAAGUUCUGGACAUCCGCAACAUCGACGAGCAGCCGAAGACGCUCACCGACUCGCAGAGGGUCCGUUUCACCAAGGAGAUCAAAGGUCUGAAGGUGGAGGUUACACACUGUGGGCAAAUGAAAAGAAAGUAUCGCGUCUGUAACGUCACACGUCGCCCUGCUAGUCACCAAACGUUUCCUCUGCAGCUUGAGAGCGGACAGACGGUGGAAUGUACCGUGGCUCAAUACUUCAAGCAGAAGUACAACCUGCAGCUCAAGUAUCCUCACCUGCCCUGUCUCCAGGUGGGCCAGGAGCAGAAACACACCUACCUGCCCCUGGAGGUGUGUAAUAUUGUAGCAGGGCAGCGGUGCAUCAAGAAACUGACAGAUAAUCAGACGUCCACCAUGAUCAAAGCCACAGCUCGAUCAGCUCCAGACCGACAGGAGGAGAUCAGCAGACUGAUGAAGAACGCUAACUUUAAUCUGGAUCCCUACAUUCAAGAGUUUGGGAUCAAGGUGAAGGACGACAUGGCCGAGGUGACGGGGAGAGUGCUUCCCGCUCCCAUCCUGCAGUACGGCGGUCGAAACCGUGCCAUUGCGACUCCUAACCAGGGUGUGUGGGACAUGAGGGGAAAGCAAUUCUUCAACGGCAUCGAGAUCAAAGUGUGGGCCAUCGCUUGCUUCGCUCCACAGAAACAGUGUCGGGAAGAGGUGCUCAAGAACUUCACGGACCAGCUGCGUAAGAUCUCGAAGGACGCUGGGAUGCCGAUCCAGGGUCAGCCGUGUUUCUGUAAGUACGCACAGGGAGCCGACAGCGUGGAGCCCAUGUUCAGACACCUGAAGAACACUUACUCCGGCCUGCAGCUCAUCAUCGUCAUCCUGCCCGGAAAAACCCCCGUCUACGCCGAGGUCAAGCGUGUGGGAGACACUCUUCUAGGAAUGGCCACUCAGUGUGUUCAGGUGAAGAACGUGGUGAAAACCUCUCCUCAGACGCUCUCCAACCUCUGCCUCAAGAUCAACGUCAAACUCGGCGGCAUCAACAACAUCCUGGUGCCGCAUCAACGAUCGGCAGUGUUCCAGCAGCCGGUGAUCUUCCUCGGAGCAGAUGUCACUCACCCACCGGCUGGUGAUGGGAAGAAACCGUCUAUUACUGCAGUGGUGGGCAGCAUGGACGCUCAUCCCAGCAGAUACUGCGCUACAGUUCGAGUUCAGCGACCCAGACAGGAGAUCAUUGAAGACCUGUCCUACAUGGUGCGAGAGUUACUGAUUCAGUUCUACAAGUCCACCCGCUUCAAACCCACCAGAAUCAUCUUCUACAGGGACGGCGUGCCAGAAGGACAGUUACCACAAAUCCUGCACUACGAGCUGUUGGCCAUCAGAGACGCCUGCAUCAAGCUGGAGAAGGACUACCAGCCGGGCAUCACCUACGUAGUAGUGCAGAAACGCCACCACACUCGCCUCUUCUGCGCCGAUAAAUCUGAAAGAAUCGGGAAGAGCGGGAACAUCCCAGCAGGAACUACGGUGGACACCAGCAUCACGCAUCCGUUCGAGUUUGAUUUCUACCUGUGCAGUCAUGCCGGUAUUCAGGGCACCAGUCGACCCUCACACUACUACGUCCUGUGGGACGACAAUCGCUUCACAGCGGACGAGCUGCAGAUCCUCACCUACCAGCUGUGCCACACAUAUGUGCGCUGCACCCGCUCCGUCUCCAUCCCUGCGCCUGCGUACUAUGCCCGACUCGUGGCUUUCCGUGCGCGAUACCAUCUGGUGGAUAAAGAGCACGACAGCGGGGAAGGCAGUCACGUCUCGGGACAGAGCAACGGUCGGGAUCCCCAGGCGCUGGCCAAAGCCGUGCAGAUUCACCACGACACCCUGAGGACCAUGUACUUUGCCUAAGCAAACCUGUGCCACACACCCCUCGAGCCAGUUCCCCGGGUGCUACCAGUCCCAACACGGAGUCUCACACUUUGAGUUUCGUUCAAUCUGUCUGGAUGCUCUUUUUUUUAUUUAAUUGUGUAUUGUUGUAAACUACUUUCACACUCCCACAUGUGCGCAUGUAUGCAAUACGGAGGGAAGCAACGCAGAGGAAGCUGUCGUUUUGUAUGCCACCACAAAGCUGCCUCUUAACCCGCCGCCAGAGUUCAAACGCCCCACGUGGACGAAUCCUUCUUACUUCCUUUGGCAUUAUUUUUUAUUGUUGUGAACGUUUCUUUUUACAUUUUUUAUUGUUGUGAAUGGCAUGGUACAUUAGCGCUUAGUUGUAGUGGAAAGGCACCGCGAGCCCAGAAGGAGACAAGCGCAAGGCCGUAGCAGAAGCCGCGGACGCAGGUGUCUCGGAUCCAGUUUAGACUCGCCGUUAGUUAAGAGAGUGGCGAAUUAGUGUAACGAUAGAUGGACCACUGCAUUUGCACUCUCACAUCAGCAUAACACCGAAACCAGCAUUAUGCACCAGCCAACCGGUGACAAAAGGCCCUCGUCGUGGAAAACGUGCACUUCACUUGCAUUCGAAAAACUUUUUUUUUUUUACUUCCAGUGCACAUAAAUCUUCCUGAACUUACAGGAAUAGUUCACCCAAGAAAAUCAGUUAUUCAUUCUGGAUUGUGCUUUUUUUUUUCUCCCAUGAAACAGGACGAGCUGUUUUCAAUGCAGCACUAAAUAGAUGGUGAUUUAUAAUGUGAAGUUCAUCUACGUGUCAUAAAACUAGUCUGCAUGACUUGCAUAUUAUAAUCCAAUCCUUUUAGAUUUGUUUAAGAGAAAAACACGGAUUUGAGUUAUUAUUCACUGAUUUUUAUGUUUUAAAUAAAGCAUCAUAUAUAUAUAUAAAUAAAUAAAUAUAUAUAUAUAUAUAUAUAUAUAUAUAUAUAUAUAUAUAUAUAUAUAUAUAUAUAUAAUGGCCUUUUUUCUUUUUUGCAUUAUUGGGUGAACUUUCCCUUUAAACGGUUUCUUCCACUGGCCUCUGUACACGAAGCAAUACAAGGUCACUGAGAGCAGUCAUAAAGAAUGUGUAAGGUGAUAGAAGAGAAUAGUUGUUUGGAAAUAGUGAGCCUGUCCUCUUUACCCCACAGGCUCACGAAGGCUGUUGGUAACACUGCCACAUUCCCUUCCCAACAAGCACAUUUAACACUUGCCAUUAUCAUUGCACCUUUUUACCCUCGCCUGACGCCCGUCGGUGCAGAGAGAAUGUGGGCAUGCCGGAAAACGCCUUUUCCGCAGGUUAAGGGAUCAUUAUGCCAUGUAAUCAUGUCAUAGAGUGGAUGUAAGAAAUGCAUGUUUAAACCGAGUCGGUGUUGUAACUGGAGCCUCUUAGUAAUCACAUUCAGUCUGAGCCCGUACUAACAUUCGAUGCCAUACUUUCUCACCCGUUUGCCUUAAAAUGAAAGAGCUGUCAUUACGAAUCUGGAGUUUCAUUAUUUUUUUUCCCCACAGCUGCAUACAAAUAACACUUCAUAGGGUGAACAAAUAAUGACAGAGUUUCAUUUUUAGGUGAACUUUCCCUUUAAGGAAACCUUUUACUGCUAUAAAAGUGGCUUACGAGUCUCCACGAGGUUGAAAGACUCAGCACCUAAAACGCUUUGAUGAAAUUCAAAGGGAUUUUAAAUGUAACGGUUGACCAUGUUUUAUUUUUAACUCGCGUUUAUGAAAUGUAUACAAAGACAUGCCUUUAUAUUAGGUUUUGCCAAGCCAGCGAGGUGAUUUGUAUUGAUGCCCGAUGUACAAUAUUGAUCCGGUCUUUCCUAGACGAAAUAUUCUGAUGCAGUACUUGACUCUCAGAAGUCUCAGCACCUCAUGGUUGAUGACGAAGAUGGAGACCUCAAUGUUUAAGCAAUAUUAAGCCACUGAUAAAGAACAGUCCGCAUCAUAGCACUUCCCAGUCGAUUCAAUGAAUGAACACAUAAGCAAGUCAUUUUGGCACUGUAUGUAAUAGUGAGAGGACUUUGUUCGGGACGAUUAUUUUUUAAAGACAAUAAAAGUUGUUUUUUAUUAAA
Molecule: messenger RNA, 5080 nt
Organism: Carassius gibelio (silver crucian carp)
Lineage: Eukaryota; Metazoa; Chordata; Actinopteri; Cypriniformes; Cyprinidae
Product: protein argonaute-1-like
Exons: 19
Coding region: 414-2990 (858 amino acids)
Molecular function (GO): RNA binding; protein binding
Source: RefSeq, a predicted model, not a curated record